CAGAUACUAAAGGAGGCGUUUUUAUCUGUCACAAUUUAACAGUCACAUAUAUAUUUAAUUAUGAUCCGAUUCAUAUUAAUACAAAAUCGAGCCGGUAAGACACGUCUUGCUAAAUGGUAUAUGAAUUUUGAUGAUGACGAAAAACAAAAAUUGAUUGAAGAAGUUCAUGCAGUUGUAACUGUUCGUGAUGCUAAACAUACAAAUUUUGUCGAGUUUCGUAACUUUAAAAUAGUUUAUCGUCGUUAUGCUGGUUUAUAUUUUUGUAUAUGCGUCGAUGUAAACGACAAUAAUUUAUGCUAUUUGGAAGCAAUACAUAAUUUUGUGGAAGUAUUAAAUGAAUAUUUUCAUAAUGUUUGUGAAUUAGAUCUGGUAUUUAAUUUUUACAAAGUACUGUUUGGCAAAAAACAAAUGCGUAUAUUAAUGGUUGGAUUAGAUGCAGCCGGAAAAACUACCAUACUAUACAAAUUAAAACUCGGGGAGAUUGUAACAACAAUUCCAACUAUUGGCUUUAAUGUUGAAACUGUUGAAUACAAAAAUAUAUGUUUUACAGUAUGGGACGUUGGUGGUCAAGAUAAAAUUCGACCAUUAUGGCGACAUUAUUUUCAAAAUACAGACGGUUUAAUCUUUGUAGUUGAUUCAAAUGAUAGAGAACGAAUAGAAGAAGCAUCUAAAGAAUUACAGAAUAUGUUACAAGAAGAUGAAUUACGUAAUGCUGUGUUAUUAUUAUUCGCAAAUAAACAAGAUUUACCAAAUGCAAUGUCAGCUGCAGAAUUAACAGAUAAAUUGGAAUUAAAUCAAAUGCGUAAUCGACGUUGGUAUAUACAAUCAACAUGCGCAACACAAGGUCAUGGCUUAUACGAAGGUCUGGAUUGGUUAUCGAAUGAACUGUCUAAGAAAUAAAUUAUGUUUUUAGAUUUUAAAUUGUACUGAAAACUAAAAAAAAAUCUUUUACUUAUAAAUCAUAUUGAGCAAAUACACUAUGUUAAUAUUAAAAAAAAAAAAAGAUUCUUAUUACUUCUUAGUUAUGUUAUGUUAAAAUAUUUCUGUAUACAGAAGUUACGUGAAGGUUCACAUCAAUACAAAUUUUUUUA
Molecule: messenger RNA, 1091 nt
Organism: Chrysoperla carnea
Lineage: Eukaryota; Metazoa; Arthropoda; Insecta; Neuroptera; Chrysopidae
Product: ADP-ribosylation factor 2
Exons: 5
Coding region: 61-900 (279 amino acids)
Biological process (GO): clathrin-dependent endocytosis; intracellular protein transport
Cellular component (GO): plasma membrane; membrane coat; AP-2 adaptor complex
Molecular function (GO): GTP binding; GTPase activity; clathrin-cargo adaptor activity
Source: RefSeq, a predicted model, not a curated record